AGAUAAUGACGUUCUCUAAGAAAACAUACAGAAAGUGAGAGCUAGGAACCCGGUAUAGCCUCAAAUAGAUUGUAUAGUGAAUAGCCUAUUACUUUCGAUUCUUCUUGUAGAGAGAAAGCUCACCAAACGGUGGCCCUCCUCUUACCAACCACCCGCAGGCAGUCUGGCGCUCACACGUUGUCCGUGCUGACAGCUAUUCCCUAAGGAGUGGCUUUCUGUACAGGGUUAGCCAGCUCAAACAAUACUGGACCUUUUCUUUGUGGGUGUACUGUGUAGCACGGGUGCCAGUGCAGUGACGGAGGGUCUGAAGUGUCUGGAAGUUGCCUAAUGACAUUUAAAAAAUACCCGAGUCUUUUAAAGAGUAACUUUCAGUCAUGUAUGACUGAGCUCAUUUUCACACGCUGCUGUGAUUGUCUGAGUGUGUGUGAGCUUUGGGGAGGAAUCCGGAUUUUUACGCAUUUCAUUUCACACGGUCAGUUUAUGUUUCUGUCACUGGUGUAUAGUCCGCGUGUGGAGUUGUGAAGAGCAUCGCUUAUAGGAGGACCUCUGACACAUUUUUAGACAUCGAAGGAAAACAAUCGACGGAAAACCAUAACCACCACGUUUAGCAGAGGCGCAGACGGGGUCCGACUGUGUAAAGAGGUCAAAGGUGAAACCAUACAGUAACAAUGGAGCCUAACCAGGGGUUUGGAGGGACCCUGUGGAUGAUCUUUCUCUUUGCCCUCUUUGCAUCAGGAUCAGGGGAAAACGACAGGGACUUCAAAAUGUGUGGAACCUGGCGCCAUGGCAAUGGGCUCUUAACUCUGGCUCACGAUUUGAAAAGGGGCUGUGGCACCAUCACCAUCUCAGCCAAUGAGAGCUCCCUGUCCAUCCGAGGUGAGAUAACGGCCCAAUGUGAGAACUCCUCUGUCAUCAAGCUGGAUCCGAGCCCAGAGGCAAGAGAGAGACCCUUCUGUGUGUAUUGGGAGCCCCUUCUGGACCAGCUCUGGGUAGAGGUGAAUGGACAGAACCACACUCUGUGCUGGCCGUCUGGUCUACAGGGGAACUGCUGCACUGACCUGUCCCAAGGCGAAAACAAAGGGAUUUCGACGUACGGGAUACUCAACGCGACACAACGGGAUGAUAUCAUAAGUUACAAAACACACCCAGCCUAUGUGUUUUUUGGGGAAAUUAUCAACUGCAAAAACGAGUUUUGUGAUGAGGCGAGUCAGGGAUCUGGUGAUAAGGUGAACAUGAUAGAGGAGACAGUGAUGAGGUCCAAGGUGCUGGGGAACGUGGUGCUGCCCUGUGCCCUGAGCUCUGUGGUGGAGAUGGAGGAAGGCUUUCAGGGCUACAACAUCACUCUGCCUGCGCCUCAAGGAGUUCCUCCUCAAAUGAUUCCAUCAGUUCACCUGCCUUCUUGUCUGAAACCUCCAGAAAAGAAAAAGGUCAAGGUUGUCUGCACCUACUUCAAAAACAGUAUCUUAUUCCAGGGGAGUUCUAAGGCAGACCAGAAUGACAUCAGGAUUCUAGAAGAUGUGGUGGGAAUCACUGUGGAGAAUGAGAUCAUCACCAACCUUCCAGAGCCAAUCAGGAUUGGUUUCCAUCAUUCUGCCAUACCAACAAGUCACUCAAGAAAAUGUGUUUCUUGGGACACAAAGAAAGAUCCAGCAGAGGUCACAUGGAAAAAGGAAGGUUGUGAGACCAUACAGAAAGGUGUAGAGGACACAGAGUGCCACUGUAAUCAUCUCACAUACUUUGCCAUCCUAGUGCAAUUGGAACCACGACCAGUCCGCCAUCUGGUGGCUCUAACUGUCAUUACAUCAAUGGGCUGUGCUGCCUCUACGUUGAGCUGUGUUGUACUCAUCUACUUCCUUAACACACAGAGGAGAGCGAAGGACCAGUCCACUGCAGUCCAUCGGGGUCUGGCCAUGGCACUGUUCCUUCUUAGCCUCCUCUUCUUCCUGACAGGGACUGUGGCCAACGUGGGAGGUAACAAGGCAUGCUGGGCUUUUGGGGCAGCUCUCCACUAUGCUCUGCUCAGUUCCUACUCCUGGAUGUUUAUUGAAGUGUUACACACCUUUUGGUUGGUCUACGUGGUGUUCAGCCCCUCCCCCAAUCCGUAUGUUUGGCACCUGGUUGGCUUUGGUGUCCCAGCUGUUCCGGUCAUUUUACUGCUUGCCAUUGGAAAAGUCUAUGGUGUGAUAGAGGUUGUGUCCAGUGAGGAUGUCAACAACCCCUACUUGAUGUGCUGGAUGGAUGUGUCUCCACACUCUGUAGGCCUACUAGCCCAUUACUUCAUCAACCUGACCUUCCUGGCUGUAGUGGUCCUCUCUGGUCUGAUCAUGCUCUUCCUGGUCCUGAGAAAUAUCCAGAACCGAGACGAGUGGCGGAAGAACAAGGUGGCGUUCCUCAGUAUCUGGGGUCUCAGCUGCCUGUUCGGGACCACGUGGGGCCUGGGAUUCUUGGACUUUGGGCAGCUCUCGGAGUUCAUCCCCUUCCUCUUCUGCAUCCUCAACUCCCUACAGGGUUUCUUCCUGAUGCUCCGAUUCUACAUUCUUGAACGGAUGCGGAAACAAUCGGGGUCUAGUUUUGAUGGUAGCACAGCAUCUUCCACCAGGCAACACAUGCUGCAGGAGAAGAGCUGAGCUUGGAUACAUGGGAUACCAUUUUUUUGGUAGGCUAAAGGAGGAGCAAUGUACCAAAUGUAACUCUGUCACUCAGAACAUUCCAACUCUGGGGUUGAGAUUCAGAAUAUUGCACUAUACAAGCCAUUUCCAUACACAUAUCUGAGUGACUGUAAAAAAAAAAAUACCGUCAAAAUGAAAGCUAUAAUUGACGUAAGGUGAAACAGCGCCACUGGUCACUCCAGGCACAUUUGUUAUUCUUUUAUUAUGGGGCAGAGAUGCAUCCUGGUAAAAAAUAAAUAUCAUAGUACUCUGCUGAUCUAUCGCAUGUGCAAUGAAAAAAAAAUGUGUUCGUUGUUUGAAGUAACGUCUUUGUUGUAAUAUUGCAAACGGAUGUGGCAGUUUCACCCCUACAGAUUUCAGCUUUAAGCCCAGGGCGAACCUUGAUAAGCUUGUUUUAUUCUGUGUAAACGUAUCAUUUCAUAGAUAUCAGUCAUCGCUCAUUUCAAACUUUUGAAGUAGCACUUUAGCUUCUUAGUCUUGUCAUUUACCCAUUCAUCAUGUUGUAGAAUCAGGUAUGUAAGAAACUUUCAUACAUAGUUUUCCAGAGACUGGUAGUUACUUUACUCAGAAAAGGACUCAUAGAAGUGUCACUCAGGCCAUCAUCUGAAAGACAGCAGGCAUUGUACAAUGACAUUUGGCUGAAGUUGGCAACUUGCUCUAUUCUGUGACAAACACUGUAUUUUCAGAUCAUAGUUACUGGACUAUGUUUAGCACUUUAUUGUACAGAGAUGUAUUUUUUAGAAAACAUGACUGGUUGUGCCACUGACAUUAUUGCGUGUAUAUCUUUUGCAACUUUUGAAAACAUAUUGUAUUUGUGUGGAUGUAAAUGUAUAUUGCUUCAAUAAAAGUUGACUGUAUAAAAAAAAGAACACCA
This is a messenger RNA of Oncorhynchus nerka (sockeye salmon), 3543 nucleotides long. Its product is annotated as adhesion G-protein coupled receptor G5-like. Gene Ontology annotation, cellular component: plasma membrane. The record is from RefSeq and is a predicted model, not a curated record. The transcript is spliced from 14 exons. Gene Ontology annotation, molecular function: G protein-coupled receptor activity. NCBI's taxonomy places the organism in Eukaryota, Metazoa, Chordata, Actinopteri, Salmoniformes, Salmonidae. Gene Ontology annotation, biological process: adenylate cyclase-activating G protein-coupled receptor signaling pathway; cell surface receptor signaling pathway. The coding region runs from base 669 to 2627 and encodes 652 amino acids.